Messenger RNA from Diaporthe amygdali, 3318 nucleotides. RefSeq lists its product as uncharacterized. The transcript has a single exon. The coding region runs from base 1 to 3318 and encodes 1105 amino acids. Lineage: Eukaryota; Fungi; Ascomycota; Sordariomycetes; Diaporthales; Diaporthaceae. The record is from RefSeq and is a predicted model, not a curated record.
AUGUCUCGUGCGGGAUUCAGCAUCCGCAAACUCAUAACACAACGGCGGACAUGGCCCGACUCAGAUAGCGACAACGAGGAUGCAUUUGAGUGUUCCAGCGCCAAAACGAUCCGGAUGCAAUAUGAACUGGAGCAGUAUCAGCAACAACAAUUGCAAAAGGAGCUCCGUCAUGCGCAUAAAAGUCGGUCAUCAUGGAUGAGCAGCAACUCGUCGCCGAAGCGGAAAACUCACAAGAGAGUCCCCAAGCCCAUUGUUGUUGUCGGACACAACAGCAAUGGUGUUAUGGUGCACAGCGCCAGCGCCAAUAGGAGGAUCUCAACGCCUAUGCCAGCGUCGGCCCUAUCGAGUCUCAUGAGUCCCGGAACACCUCACUCGAACUCUUCGGACAGUUCUUUGGGUUCUUGCGGUGGUGGCAACAACAGCCAACGACCUCACCGACAUCAACGACAUCAUUCCGACUCAAAGGCUGCCUCUCCUGCCGCGGGUACACACUCAAAGCCUCGCCUUUCAACACCAACGAUGACGACUGGGUGGAUAAGUCCAAGCAGUGCUCUUUGUCCGGCGGCAACACCAACUUCGGUGACAAAGAACUUGUCACAUGAGAGUCGCCUAUUCCUGAGUCCUUCAGAUACCGUCUCACGGAGUCCUGGGUUGACCCGUGGCAAUCAGGAAGGGUUAUCUUCUGAACAACCGACACCCACGGCCAACAACAGCCACGCGCCCAAUUUUAAGACACCCACCAUCGCGAAGACACCUGCUAGCUCUGCCGUCAUCACCACCAACAAGAACCUAGUAGCUAUGCACAGCCAUCAACAACAAAACCCCCGAUACGUGAACAGCGCCGAGUCAUACACCUUGAACCCACCCCUGUUGACGGAAGAUGCCAGGGAUAGGCGCGUCGGAGGUAAAGAGGUUCCCAGGGCGGUGCAAACCCCCUCGAAGGCAUCGCAUGAAGACGACAAUAACUACGAUGGGUUCCUUGAAAGCAAGGAUUAUGAGGACUGCAAUCACCUGCCUGAUAAUGUGCAGCAGUUGAUCUGGGAGACCGAUGAGGCCUUCAAGGCUGUUAGCACAGCUCUGGCAGAAGCGAGGCUCGCUUCCCAAUCGCAUCCUCAGUCGAAAGAGCUGCAAGCACAGGUUCAGCAACUGCAACGAGCAUCGCAGGUGUUGCAGACACAAACGAAGAGUCUUGACACCACCAUGUUGCAGACACUGCCGUCGACCACUUACCAGGCCCCAACGCCUCGCACUCGAAAAGACUCCGGCGUGACGUCCCCCAUCUCACCGACGCCCGGCCGAGGGAGCAUAACCUCUUUCCCAAGAAAGAACAAAUCAUCUCCAGUAUCCACGUCUGAUAAUAUCCUUCGUUCACCCACCCAUGCAACCUCUAUCAAGAAGGCCAAACGAAAGUCUCCUGCGAGACCCAGGACACCUCGUUCAGCAACGGUGCCAACACCGACCACAUCAACCUGGCCUGACACGCCAGCACCUGCUGCCAAAGCAACUACGUUCGGCCCGUCAUCCUCAAACACGGCAAGCAGCAGCACCGCUCAUCGGCAGCAAAACUCGUACCGCUCGCUUUCUCGAUGGAACCUGAAAGCAGAUAAUGUCACUGAGAAGCUGUUCAACAGCUCACGCGGACGUUUUGGGUUUCACAAGAUCGAGGCUGAUGAGGUCGUGACGCCGGGUCAAGUCCAGCAGUAUAGACAGAGCAGGAUUGCGAAGGCUGAGGCUGAGGCUCAAGCGGAGACGAGGAGGUCCAACUCCAACGAGUCGUUGCGCAGCACUGCUGGGAGUGUUGGUGGAGCCGUAUCCGACAGCAACAGCGUAAACACACCUGUCGAGCCAUUCCACCUGCAGGACUUGCCGUCAAGGAUUGGAAACUCUGGCGCGAACCUGGGCGUUCUGUCGCCGGUUGCAGAGGUGCUCACACCAAAGUCGUCCACCUUUGACCUUGAACAAGACGCCACUCGGAAGUCGAACACGACUGAACCAAAGACACCCACGACUGCGACAAGGCAGCCAAAACAGGAGCAGACGCCACUGGCGACGCCUCCUCCCACUCCUCCACAGCCAUCGCCCAGCAUUUCUGCUACACGCUUCUCUGCUUCCACGCCAUCUCCAGAAGAGGACACCAGCACGUUCUUCAAAAGCCACUCAUUCCCGGACCCACCACUCAAGGACUCGCCACAGCGACCCACGCACAAGCGCGGAAACUCUUCGAGUUCGCGCAUUCCCCUCCUGCCUACCAUUCCUGAAGUUCGCAUCACAUCGCCCCAAGGCCAGAAUGAGCGCAGGCCAUCUGAGAUGCACAUGGAUCAACCGAGCCCGCGUCUGAGCUUUUUGGACAGCCCAAGCUUCGAGGAGGAUGAUGAAUACUUGUUCUUCAAGUCAGCGCCGUUUACAGCAACCAUGCCAGCCUUUGAACACGGACGAAUUCGCCUCGCCAAGGCCGAUCUCGUCAACGCCGGUACAAUCAACUCUCUCGAGUCAAAGCUACUGUCUUCGCCCGACGAGACGCUCGACUGGACGGCGUUCCAGAUGGCCAUCUUGGGGGGCGCAGGAGAUUUCUUCAGCGACCCCAACGACUUCGGCGCUCGCGAUGCCCAAGAAGAGAUGGUCGAUGACCUGUGCGACUGGCUGGAGGGCUUCGGCCUUCCCACCGGGGCACUGGGGACGUUGGUCAAAGCGGAAGAGGAGAAGGUGCCGACGAGGAGCCCAGUCAUGCCUAACCCCCCAGCGCAAGUGUCGGCAAUCAGCCCACCUGGGUCGGGCAGCCGAUCCUUCCAUGACCCUUCGCGCAAUCACAGCAUCAACCACAUUGUCAGCGGAAGCAUCUCUUCGUGCCCCGGUUCGACACGGUCGAGCGGUGAGGUGAGCGAGGAAGUGCAAGAGAUGCUGCAGGUGCAGAGCAUGCCGAUCCCGAUAACUUCUGAGCAUCCUUCGGGGUUCUGGAACACGCGCCCCUUCGAUGCGGCCCGGUUCUAUACGGGCGACGGGUGUGGGAUCAAGAGGUGGACGCUGGAGGGCCACCCCAAGAGAUACCAAGGGCCGGGUAUCGACGUGAACAAGGCAAACACGCUCCAGCGCAGGAGCCCCAAGCCGUCUCCUAAGGGGCUGGAAGGGGCACGAGCCAGGCUGAGAGAGGGAGUGGACAGUCUCCCGCAGAGCCCGAUGCUAGACCUUGUCAUGACGACGGGGGUGGACGGCAGCAAGGAGUAUGUGCCCAUGGGUUACAACCUUGGACACGACCUGGGCGACUUUCUGAAGUGGGAGUCGGAGAACGUAUACGCGACGGCGUUUUAUGGAACCGACUGA